This is a messenger RNA of Acipenser ruthenus (sterlet), 2118 nucleotides long. RefSeq names its product cingulin-like. The transcript is spliced from 5 exons. The coding region runs from base 227 to 1624 and encodes 465 amino acids. Lineage: Eukaryota; Metazoa; Chordata; Actinopteri; Acipenseriformes; Acipenseridae. The record is from RefSeq and is a predicted model, not a curated record.
UGUGUUUAUUGGCCGAUUGCAGUUCGGUCCUCUGUGACAAGGGAAGGCAUGCAUUUGAAUGAGCGUCUUCAUUCAAGUUUUAAAGUGACUUUGACAGGCAAAGUGAAGAGAGUGAGCUGUAUUAUUUAACAAUAUAUCAAGAUAUUUAUUUAGCAAAUAAUACUAGUUCGUUUUUUUCUCACCACACUGCAAUCUGUCAACUCGAUAUUUAAUAGUACAAAAAAAAAUGACAGCCAGACACCGGAAAGGAAAAAGCAAUCACAGCCAUGAGGAUAACUCAUCCAGCCACAGUGCUGUGGAGCCGGAGCCGCAGGGAGGAGGAGGAGGCAGUCACAGCGGGUCGGUGUGCGUUUUAUUCCUGCUCUUCGUGGUUGGCGGUUCUACCGCAGCUUGGUUCUGUUUCCAGCAGCACCAAACUGUAACUUCCCUGACAGACAGCGUCGAGCGCUUGCAGAGCAAACUCUCCCAGAUGGAGAAUGUCGGUGAACAGCUCCGAGAAGCGAACGAAAAGCUGUCCAGCAUUACGGACUACGAGCAGAGGCUGAGCGGUCUGGAAGAGACUCACAUCCUGAUAGAAAAGCGCAUCAGCAAGGCAACGGUCACCAUGGACCACGCCCUGACUUCUGACCUGCCCAGUAAACUGUCCACCCUGCAGGCACAGAUAAAGACGGGCCUGGAUGAAUUAAAGGAAGCUGCAGCACCCAAAGAGGAGCUGCGGAAAAUCCAGGACCUUCUAGAGCUUCUCAAGACCACCGAGCUGGAAUUGCUGCAUCGGCAGCUCAACGGCAUCAUGCAUACGAGCUCCGAACUGAGAGGAAACGUCGACUCCUUGUCUAGUACUGUCACUGGGUACAGGGGGAGGGUGGGCGGUCUGGAGGAGUCUGCCAUAACUCACAGCCUGGCGCUUGAGGAGGUCCGAGAGGAAGCUGCAAAGCUGGACAAGACCCUUCAGGCUCUCGCUGGCAGUGCUGUGGAAAUGGAGGCCAAGCUUGACCGCCAUGCCGAGCUGCUGAGCGCCCUGACGUCUCAAUUGGAGGAGCAGGGGAAGGAAGUCCUGUCGCUGAAGGAGUCUGAAGCCAAUCAGAGGGAAGAGAUGGUUAAAAGCGAACAGGAACUGGCUAAUGUCAGGAAGGUGGUGCAGGUUGCUCAGGCUCAGAGAGCCUCCCUGGAUGAGGAGCUGAACUCCAUUCGCCAGGAGCUGAAGGACCAGAGUAGGCAAACCCAGAACCGGAACACAGAGCUGGGAUCCUCGCUCGAGGCUGCCCAAGCCCGAAUCGACACGCUUGAGAGUCUUCCCCAGGCUAGCCAGCAGGGGGAGAUACAGAGUGUCAAACAGGCACUGGAGCAGCUGGAGAGCAGACUGAGUGAGACUGUGCGGCACUGUUUUUCAGGGGAAGUGGAGGCUCGCUGUGGGGAGGAGUGCACCUGGCCCUUGCUGAGAUCAGUCUCCUUCCCCGAGCCUGUGGCCAGGCUGCCCGUCAUCACUGUGGGACUCGCUCAAGCCAGCCUGGGGGUGACGGUCAAGGUCUCGGAUCACGGUCACUUUGGCUUCACUGUGCAGAUUGACAGGGUAGGGGAGCCUGGCCCCACCAGUGCCAUGGUCAACUGGAUGGCGUGUGCCUAAACGGUGAGGCACAGGUGAAGGUCACAGUGAGGUGAACACCCUGGCUGCUUUGGUUGUUAGCUAUGCAAACAGGGAGGGAAAUGUUCCACUUUAUUUUUAUGUUUACUGGCAGCUGUCUAGACUCCCACGGUUCACAGGACAGGAAAUGUCUUUUGUUUGGUCAAAGGCACACAUGCAAAGCAGCAUUUUCUUCCUCUGUGCAGCCUAUGUAAUAAAGGCUUUAUUGAUUUUUUUUUGCUGCACUCUUUGUAACAAAGAAGGGUAACACAAAGAAAGAUCUUGGAUAUGUUUUUUCAGCUAGUAUUCUGCUAUGCCCUGGUCAUAAAACUUUUCUUUAAGUACUACUAGCUUUCCAUUGAAAAAUCACAGGAUGGAACCAUUUGAAAUUCAUUCAUUAAACACCAGAGGGAGCCACUGCUGUAAAGAACACAUGGGAUCGGGAAAGCAUUUUUUAAUAGAUUUGUAUUUAUUUAUACUUUUUUUUUUUUUUUUUU